Messenger RNA from Lacerta agilis (Sand lizard), 1598 nucleotides. Its product is annotated as isotocin receptor-like. Gene Ontology annotation, cellular component: membrane. The transcript has 2 exons. The coding region runs from base 134 to 1246 and encodes 370 amino acids. Lineage: Eukaryota; Metazoa; Chordata; Lepidosauria; Squamata; Lacertidae. The record is from RefSeq and is a predicted model, not a curated record. Gene Ontology annotation, molecular function: vasopressin receptor activity; peptide binding. Gene Ontology annotation, biological process: regulation of systemic arterial blood pressure by vasopressin; G protein-coupled receptor signaling pathway; positive regulation of vasoconstriction.
AGACAGCAUUUGAAAUUCAAGUCCACUGGUGCGUGAACCCAUAUGUUCCAAGACACACUGAAACAUAAACAACUGGCGGUAUAUUUAAUAGCUUGCCUUCCACGGCUGCCAACCUAAGUAGCUUUUCUUCAUUAUGAAGAAUUUCUCAUUUUCCAAAGAUGACUAUGAGCCUGGCAUUCCUUUCCUUCCCGGCUUUCUCAACUCCACAAAUGCACCAGCUCUUCCCGAAAGGCAAUCGAGAAAUGAACAAUUAGCUCUGGUAGAAAUCGCUGUGCUGGGAAUAAUAUUUGCGACAGCGUCUGUGGGCAACAUGAUCCUCACCCUGGUGUUAUGGAGGAGAAGACUGAAGCUGUCUAGGAUGUAUGUGUUCCUGCUUCACCUGAGCAUUGCAGACCUGAUGGUUGCAUUCUUCCAAGUCCUUCCCCAGCUCUUUUGGAAAAUUACAGAUGUUUUCAUGGGCCCAGACAUUCUGUGCAGAACCAUCAUUUAUCUCCAGCUGUUGAGCAUGUUUGCCUCCACUUAUAUGAUCGUGGUUAUGGCAAUGGAUAGAUACCAAGCGGUGUGCCACCCCAUGGCCUCUUUUCCCAAGAAGGCGGCUCUUUGGAACGCUCCUAUCUGCACAAGCUGGUUCAUUUCCCUGGUCUUCAGUGUUCCUCAGGUAUUUAUCUUUCGGAAGAGAGAGGUAUCCCCGGGCAUCUUUGACUGCCAAGCUGACUUCAUUGAACCCUGGGGCACAAAGGUGUAUGUGACUUGGAUUUCCAUAGCUAUUUUCUUCUUCCCCGCAGCUAUCCUCAUCAUAUGUCAUGUGAGGAUCUGCCGAGCAAUCCAAAUGCAUAUGCAUUUGAAAAGCUGCAAUGAACUGGAAGUAACGAAUCAGAAGCAAAUACAGCCAUGCCAGGGAAACAAUGCAAGUUGUACAUCGAAGGCUAUGAUCAAGACUAUGAAGAUGACAGUGGUGAUAGUUGUGGCUUAUAUUUUCUGUUGGUCGCCUUUUUUCAUCGCGCAGCUGUGGACUGCCUGGCACCCCAGUGAUGCUAGGACUGAAGGUCCAGUAAUAGCCAUUCUUAUGCUCCUAGGGAAUCUUAACAGCUGUGUUAAUCCAUGGAUUUAUAUGUACUUUUGUGGUCAAAUACCACGUUGUUCAAAAAAAAUACAGGACAACGCUGCAGCUCACGAAGAAUCUACCAUUACAGGCAGUGUUAACUUGGGAGAGAAAGAAUCUGAAGACAAUAUCACAUCUGUGUAAUUAUAAACUCCUGCUUUUUUGGCUUAUAUGUAUGUUUCAUUGAACUAUUUUUCUAAUAUGGGCACGUGCACAUGUGGUAAGAAACAUUGUUUUCUUUAUAUAUGUAUUUCCUUAAUUCUGAAGCAAAUAUAUUCAAGGUUUAAAAAUUCCCAGCACAGUGUAAAAGGCAUGUUAUAUGUGAAUAUUUUUGUAUGCCAAGUGCUGAACUCCAUACGUACCAAGGUACAUCUCAAACUACACGCAUAAAUAGGCUCCUCUCAGUUCUGUAUCCUCCUCCAGCAAGUUUAGUGAGCAUAUUAUAAUGUCUCUAAGACCUUUGCCAUGGUAAAUGCAUAUCUCAACAAAUUAUGCC